Molecule: messenger RNA, 3877 nt
Organism: Manis pentadactyla (Chinese pangolin)
Lineage: Eukaryota; Metazoa; Chordata; Mammalia; Pholidota; Manidae
Gene: SIKE1
Product: suppressor of IKBKE 1
Exons: 5
Coding region: 83-706 (207 amino acids)
Source: RefSeq, a predicted model, not a curated record
AAGUGACGUACGUAACUUUGGGACGGGUUCCGGGAAGAUUCAUAUAGGUGGAUAGUGCUGGCGCUGUAGUUCUGCGGUCGGUAUGAGCUGCACCAUCGAGAAGAUUCUCACAGACGCUAAGACGUUGCUGGAGAGGCUGCGCGAGCACGAUGCAGCCGCGGAGUCGCUGGUAGAUCAGUCAGCGGCUCUGCACCGGCGGGUGGCCGCUAUGCGGGAGGCGGGGACAGCACUUCCGGACCAGUGUCAAGAGGAUGCAUCCGAUAUAAAGGACAUGUCCAAAUACAAACCUCACAUUCUGCUGUCCCAAGAAAAUACACAGAUUAGAGACUUGCAGCAGGAAAACAGAGAGCUAUGGGUUUCCUUGGAAGAACACCAGGAUGCUUUGGAACUCAUCAUGAGCAAGUACCGAAAACAGAUGUUACAACUGAUGGUUGCUAAAAAAGCAGUGGAUGCUGAACCAGUCCUGAAAGCUCACCAGUCUCACUCUGCAGAAAUUGAGAGUCAGAUUGACAGAAUCUGUGAAAUGGGAGAAGUCAUGAGGAAAGCCGUUCAGGUGGACGAUGACCAAUUUUGUAAGAUUCAGGAAAAACUGGCCCAAUUAGAGCUUGAAAAUAAGGAACUUCGAGAAUUAUUGUCCAUCAGCACUGAGUCUCUUCCGGUCAGAAAGGAAAACUCAAUGGACACUGCUUCCCAAGCCAUUAAAUAACUGAGCUACUGAAUGACAGCUGGAGAUUAUCAAGGAAGGAAGUUGUUAUCUUUCUAUUCAAAUAUUGUCCAUUCAGACUUGAUUUAGUGUUAAUUAAAGGUAUCAGGUGGCAGUUAUAAUCCUAAGUCAGAAUUAGCUGUCCAGGAAACAGUUCUGGGGUGUGUUAGUGAGAAUACACAGAAAUUUUACCAUUCCUUUCUCUAAGAGAGUACUUUUAAAUUUUCAUUUCUGGUACCUCAGUUUAUAUAAACUGUGUUUUCAGUUCAUUUCUGUUUUUUUACAUCUCUGAAACUUAAAGCAUUUUAUUAUAAAUCAACAGUUUUAUAUAGGAUUGUAAAUUGAAAUUCUAAAAAUUUUUUAAAGCAGUUAGCUUUUUAAAUCUAUUUGGCAUAAACCUGGGUGUUUUUUCCAUUUGAUAAAAAUGAUACUAUUCUCCAGAACUAGAAUGGCAGAUUCUCUGGUUCAUAAUGUAAUUCACCUUUAUGAAGUUUUAAGUCUCUCUGGUGCUAAGAGUUGGCACUUUGUGCCUCAUGUCUUUAGUCUUAAUUUGAGAGAACCUACUGAUAGUCCUCAGUAGGUUCUAGUGGUAGUAUAGACUUUGUAUUGUUCAAAGAAUGCUGAGAAAUUUGUCCUGCAUACGUGCACACACACACACAUGCACUCUUAGUUCAAAUGCUGGAAGUAGCUUUUAUUUAUUAUAUUUGGUAUUGGUAGUUAAUUUUUCAAUUUUGUUCAACUAGGAAAUCUGUAACCUGGGUAGAAGUGUAAAGAACAUACAAUAGGUUUAUUUACAUCAUAAUUCUUAGGUACUACAUUGUUUAAUUUAUAUGUAACUGCUGUUUUAUGGUUAAGAACUGUCAGUUAGAUGUCUUUCAUUACUAGUACUAGUAGUUGGCUUUUUAUAUCCAUUUUUCACAAGGAAGCAAAGUUUUUUAUCACCUCAAGAGAGUAGUUACACUCUUAGUGCUGUGUAGACAGCAAAACAAUGUUGAGAUUCAAAUAUGAGUAGUCAAGUAGGCUCACCCAUUAACUCAUUCCCAUUUACUAGCAUUUCAAAUUUGCAAAUUAUUUCAUGUUUUACUGUCAAUUUAGGUUUACCCCCAAAUAAUUUAAGUAAUGCUAAAUCUGUCUAUAUUUUACAAUAGCACUGAGCACCAUACUGCAUGGGAGAGACUCAGUGUUAAAACAGUUUUGUUAGUGCUUUGUGUGGCAUAAAAUUUCUUGGUACUGCCACGAAGAAUUAACUCCAGUUAAAACAACAAUCUCUCUAGGAUGUCCUAAAAGCAUCUGAUCCCAGUGAUGCUAAUGGAGUUUGCUGACAGGUGUGGGCUUUAAUGAACAGAUAUAUAUCAUUUUAGAAUUUGUGAAAAUUUCUUCUCAAAGUCCUGCAUCACUUUAAAAGAGUAGGCAUUUUUAUCUUGUUUCCCAACAAGCUAACUUUUAGUCUUUGCCUUGAAGUAUAUGCCGUAAGUGCCCCUGUAUGUCCCACAAUUCAUUCAGGAGACAUUUGUCAGUUGCCAUGGCCACUUUUCAGUGAAAGUGAUAAUGUAGUCAAAUGGCCCAUUAAAGUAUAAUAUGGUGUCCUUUUAUCUGUCUUACGUUCCUUUAGAAUUGCUUUACAAAAUUCUUUGUAUCUCAGAUAUCAGGAUAAAUCUCUGUUAACUUUUACCCCCUAGCAAAUCAAAAGCUUAAAGUAUAAGUCUAAAGAGCUGUCAGUGUCCUACAUAAUACAUGUUCUGGCUACAGUUACUGCUAUGAAGAUACUGUAUAGCUAGAAAGUCGAAGUAGGGAAGGAAUGUUCUUUGAUUUGAGUGGAUAGUAAAGUCUGUUGCAGUGGAUGGAAGAAUUUGACUUAAUUGCAAAAUCUUAGUGCAAAUGUGUCUUUUCUAAUAAAAACCUCAUUUUGAGAAAAUCAGCUAAUUUUAACUCCAUAAUGAGUCUAUAAAGAAGUGCAGAGUUUGUUUUUCACAUACCCAGGAACAUGUCAAGUAGACAGGGAUUUUCUUAACUAUUUUGUAAUUAGCACAAUGUAGUCAGCAGUAUAACUUUACAAAUAUUGGCUUAUGAAAUGGUUUUCAAGAUUUCCUCCUGAUUAGAAAUCAUAAAUUACAUGAUUACAAAUCAAAAUUAUAAAAUUAAAACUGAAUUUGGAAAUAUCUUGAAAAAUGCUUAAAAACUAUUGAUAUUUACCUUUAUUAUCUUGACAUAUUAGUAUUGUAUGCAUUAUUUGAGUCAGACAUUGAAAGUCUAUUUCAGUGUUUCUCAGAAUGUGUUUCAGUGACUUACAAAAUAGAAAUUUGGGGAUGGGAUCAAGCAAUUUGUGUUUUAAUCUCAGAUAUGUUCUAAGGACACUAGUUUGAGAGUGUCUAGUCUGUUAUAUACUUCAUCUGGAGUUAUGAAUAGAAAAAAGGGAGGGAGGGAUGUUGACAUUGCUCUCAAAGAAAAAAAAUCUGGGAGAGACAAACAAGUAUAUAUAUAUAUAAUUACAAAGCAGUGUGAUAAAUCCAAUAUAAGACUGUAUAGGAUGCAUAGGAGGGACUUUUUAAACCUCAGAAUCCAAUAGAGACAACAAAUGGGUAGGUGAACAAAAGCUUGGUGCUUUCUAAUUAUAGAAUCUCAUUUCAGCUGUACCUCAUUUUGUCAGAUAUUCAGGCACAAGGAGGUUGUGUAUUUGUGCACAAACUGGAAAUAAGAUUGAAACCCAGAGAGACUCUUAAACAUAUUCUUAACCAUCAAAUUAAGAUGCUUUAAUGCCAAAUACUGUUGAAAGUGAUUUUUGAUUAGCAAAUCUAUUUUUACUAAUAAUGCAAAAGAAGAAAAUAUUGUGAAUUCAAUUAAGUGGAAUGUUAACUAAUGAAACAUAAUUAUCAUCUGUUUUCUAGAAUGGUGUAGCUGAGCAUAUGUGGCAUGCAACUAAAAGGAAUAAUGCCUAAUCAGUGGCCCUUACUAAAUGCAGGAAAGAGUGCAGUUCUGUCUUUCAAAUCUGCCUCCUUAGCAUGUUUUCCAUCCUUCUUGCUUUUCUUGUUUGCAGGAGUAUUGCUGCUGUGCCAAAUGUCAUGUCCAUGUUGAAGGCAGGUCUGUGCCAGCUCUAACUAUACUUCUUUAUGAGGAUUUUCAUUCCCAGAAAUUUCAGAUGAGUUUCCCCUGUUUAUUUGCCUGGCCUGUUAAAUG